This is a messenger RNA of Paramisgurnus dabryanus, 807 nucleotides long. The record is from RefSeq and is a predicted model, not a curated record. Lineage: Eukaryota; Metazoa; Chordata; Actinopteri; Cypriniformes; Cobitidae.
UUCUAAAGACUCGUUUCCGUUUCCGGUUUCCACACUUGACAUAUGUGCGGUUGCUGUAGUAAUAAUUGUCACUUUAACAUUGUCACUGUCAUGAUGUGGGUAACUAAAAUAAGUAACUAAAUUAACAUUUAUUGAUACAAUUGUGGUCACCAAACACCUUACCUGGUGAGUGCUGCAGCGCACUUUAUUCACUCAAGCUAGCUUGCUAGGUUAUAACCUUCUUGAGUAGUUAGCGCAGCCAGCGCUCGUGUGACCAUGUCAGGACUAUAUCGAGCCCUUACAACAUCCACCUCCACUAUCAUAAAGACUGUAACACAGGCAACACCGUGUCCAUUAUAUACAGCAUGUCGCACUAGAUUCACCAGGAGCCGCAUCCCUCCACAAGUGUUUGAGGAACGAGCAAAGGAACAUGAAAACUAUGGUGGAGAUCCAGAACAUCCACAUAAAUUGCAUAUAGUGACGCGAGUUAAAAGCACAAUGAGACGACCCUAUUGGGAAAAGAAGGUUGUAAAGAGUUUGGGGCUCAUGAAGGCGCAUGAACCCCGUGUCCACAAGAACACCACUUCAGUUAACAAUCAACUAAAAAUUAUCAAGCAUCUUGUUAAGAUUCAACCCCUUAAACUGCCUUAUGGACUACCUGCUGAAGAGGAUUUGGCAAACACUUAUCUUAAUAGCAAAGGAGAGCUGGUUGUACAACGUCUUCUUAAACCACUUGACCAAAAAGCCAUUGAAUCAUAGAAUUUUGGCCUGUUGUUGUUGUAAAUGUUUUAUUGUCCUAUUGGUUUGUUUAAUAAAGAUUUAAAUUAC